UUCCGUCCCCGAGUCGCGCGCGCUCCCUGGCGACGCUCGGGACAGGGUUACCGCAGGGAGGCGUUUUGCAAACCGGAGCAGAGGGGUGGCUUUCGGUUUUUUGGGAAAAGGAACUAGAAACGACUUUGGCAACCGUGCUCGGGUGGUCAGAGGACAGAGAUGUAGCAAAUGGCAGGAUUUUUGCAGCCACCGGUUUUCCCGCCUCUGUUUCGCGUCGUGUGCCUUGCAUCUGAACAAAGGUUCACACGCGCGUUCAAGGCGGCUGACGCUUCCAGAGGACUUGCCCGAGACUCUUGGGGUUCCACGCCCCACUGGCGGGCGCCUCUUUACCGCUCAGAUGUUGCCUGUCAGUGCUAACGAUUGAAGAUCCAGGUUGCUUCUGGGUUGUUAUAAAAGGAUCUAGUCCCCUUUUAGAUCAUGAUGUUGACUAUCAAAAACUAAAUAGUUCCAUGAAUGACUUCUAUAACAGCAUGUGUCAAGAUAUAGAAAUAAAACCAUUAAUGUUGGAAGAAGGGCAGGUUUGUGUGGUUUACUGUCAGGAGCUAAAGUGCUGGUGCAGGGCCAUUAUUAAAUCAAUCAUGUCCUCAGCAGACCACUACCUGGCAGAAUGUUUCCUUGUGGAUUUUGCUAAGUACAUUCCAGUAAAGUCUAAAAACAUCCGAGUCGCAAUAGAGUCUUUUAUGCAGCUUCCCUAUAGAGCAAAAAAAUUCAGCCUGUACUGCACAAAACCUGUCACUUUACACAUUGACUUCUGCGAAGACAGUGCUGAAAUUGCACCUGCCAAGAAGUGGGACAGUGCGGCUAUCCAGUAUUUCCAGAACAUUCUAAAAGCCACAACCCAGGUGGAAGCCAAAUUGUGUGCUGUGGAAGAAGAUACUUUCGAGGUUUACCUCUAUGUAACCAUAAAAAAUGAAAAAGUUUGCGUUAAUGAUGAUCUUGUCGCAAAGAACUUCGCUUGUUAUAUAUCACCUACAGAGAAUAAAAGCCUUGAUUAUUUAGAGAAACCAAGAUUGAAUAUAAAGUCAACGUCCUUCUCCAAUAAACUCAAUCCAGCACUUACACUUUGGCCAAUGUUUUUGCAAGGAAAAGAUUUUCCAGAAAUAGAAAACUCACAUGGCUUAAACUUUCUGGCACGGUCUCUCCAGCAUACAUGGCGCAAGGGUGUUGUUGGCGACCUGGGGCCAACUCCUGCAAUACCGGAUAAAGCUAUAAAAUGUAAUGCGGAUUCAUUGAGAGAUUCACCAAAAGAUAAAUCUGAAAAGAAACAGCAUUGCAGCUCUUUAAAAGAUAUAAAUAAGUGUGUUGCAUCUUCAGCAUACUGGCCAACAAAAAGAGGUAUUACCAUAUAUGCUGAUCCAGAUAUACCAGCAGCAAGCUCUUUAAGUCAGAAGCCAAAUGAGAAGCCACUUAGAUUGGUGGAGAAGAAAGAAUACGAUGAGAAGAAUGGUUGCGUGAAAUUACUACAGUUUUUAAAUCCUGAUCCUCUGAGAGCUGAUGGAAUCUCUGAUCUGCAGCAGUUGCAGAAGUUGAAGUCGGGCGUGCAGCCUCCGGUCGUGGUGCUCCGAAACAAGAUCGAGCCUUGCCUGACCGUGGACACGUCACCACUCUCAGCAGACUUGAAAAAGGCUCUUCAAAGAAAGAAAUUUCCGGGACCCAGCCACACGGAGUCUUACUCUUGGCCUCCCAUAGCGCGAGGUUGUGACGUGGUUGUCAUUUCUCACUGUGGAAACGACCCUUUGCUGUACCUCCCGCCAGUGCUCACCAUUCUGCAGACGGGGGGCUGCUACAAGUCCCUCCCGAGCAGAAACGGACCUCUUGCAGUCAUUGUAUGCCCUGGAUGGAAAAAGGCCCAGUUUAUUUCUGAAUUAUUGGAAGACUAUACCAUGUCCUCCAGGCCUCUUCGUCCUGUGUUAUUAACAAUCGGACUCCACAAAGACGAAGCCAAAAAUAUGAAGCUUCCGAGGGGCUGUGAUGUGAUCGUUACAACACCACACAGCCUCCUGAGACUGCUCACCUAUCAAAGCUUGCUGUUUCUCAGACUCUGCCACCUGAUUUUGGAUGAGGCAGAGGUACUGUUCUUUGAAGCUAAGGAACAGAUGUUUGCUAUAUUAGAUAACUUUAAAAAAAAUAUUGACGUUGAAGAAAGGGAAUCUGCACCACGUCAGAUUGUUGCAGUUGGAGUUCAUUGGAGCAAACAUAUAGAGCAUCUGGUCAAAGAGUUCAUGAGUGACCCCUACAUCGUGAUCACAGCCAUGGAAGAGGCUGCUCUCUACGGCAGCGUCCAGCAGGUAGUUCACCUUUGCCUAGAAUGUGAAAAAACCUCUACUUUACUCCAGACUCUUGAUUUCAUUCCAAGUCAGGCUCAAAAGACCUUGAUCUUCACCUGCUCUGUAGGUGAAACAGAAACAGUGUCUAAGGUAGUAGAAAGCAAUUCAAUAUUUUGCUUGAAAAUGCAUAAAGAAAUGGUUUUUGACUUAAAAAAUGUUUUAGACCAAUGGAAGAAGAAGUUAAGUUCUGGCUCUCACAUUGUCUUAGCCCUGACCGACGACUGCGUGCCGCUCCUGGGCAUCACCGAUGCCACGUGUGUGAUCCACUUCAGCUUCCCUUCCUCGCCGAAGAUUUUUGGUGGACGCCUGUACUGCAUGUCAGAUCAUUUUCUGAGUUUAACUGAACAGGGUUCUCCUGCAGAACAGGGAGAUAAAAAGACCAAAUCUGUCUUGUUGCUGACGGAGAGAAAUGCAAGCCAUGCAGUUGGCAUCCUGCGCUACUUGGAGCGAGCAGACGCCAAAGUCCCAGCUGAGCUGUAUGAGUUCACCGCGGGGGUUCUGGAAGCCAAAGAAGAUAAGAAAGCCACAAGGCCUCUUUGUCCAUAUCUUAAGGCUUUUGGAUUUUGCAAAGACACAAGAAUCUGUCCUGACCGACACCAUAUUAAUCCAGAAAUGGACAUGCCAAGGAAAUUAUCCACCCAAACCCUACCAAGGUUUGGAUACAUUAAAGUAAUACCUUUUUAUAUUUCGAAUGCAACAAAUUACUUUGGUCGUAUAAUUGAUAAACAUGUGGAUCUUUAUGCAACUCUUAGUGCUGAAAUGAGUGAAUAUUUUAAGGAUUCCAGUAAUGAAACGACUGUCGAGAAAGUGGAGAAAUUUGGAUUGUAUGGAUUAGCAGAAAAAUCACUUUUUCACAGGGUGCAGGUGCUAGAGGUGAACCAGAAGGAAGACACCUGGGCCCCGGACAACGCCCUCGUAAAGUUCAUAGACGAAGGCAGGACUGGACUCGUCGCGAGAGACCAACUGUUGCAUCUCCCAGAAAGUUUCCACGCUCUCCCCCCGCAGGCUGUGGAGUUCAUUGUUUGUAGGGUGAAACCUGCUGACAAUGAGAUCGAAUGGAAUCCAAAGGUUACUAGGUACAUUCAUCAUAAAAUUGUUGGAAAAUUGCAUGAUGCAAAAGUGGUACUGGCUUUGGGAAAUACCGUUUGGAUUGAUCCAAUGGUGCAUAUUACAAACCUUUCAAACUUGAAAACCUCUGUCAUUGACUAUAAUGUUCGAGCUGAAAUUUUGUCAAUGGGAAUGGGCAUUGAUAAUUCAGAACAUACAGAACAACUGAAAAAAUUAUACGAAGGAGCUAAAAUGCCAGCUUUUGAAGAGAACCCAAGCCACACUCCGACACCGCCUCCAGCAGAAGACGUGGCUGGGCUGCAGGGCGCAGAGCAAGGGGACGAGCGUGCGGGGAGAGGAGCCGACCCCGAGACCAACUCAGAGAACCAAAAGCCCGAAACUUUAUCUGAGAACACUGAAGAUGCUUCCAUUAGUGACACUACCCAGCCACAUCCGAAAAGCUUCCACCCACAAAUCAAGUGGUUCCAAAAAGAUGAUGCCGUCAUCUUAAAGAUAAGACUAAGGAAUGUAAAAGAUUACAAAUGUAAAUAUUUUAGAGAUAGAGUUGUCUUCAGUGCCUGGGUGGGAGACAAAUUUUACUCAGCUGAUAUGGAGCUACAGGCUAACAUAAUAAAAGAUGACUGCAAAUGUGUAAUUAAACACGAUGAACCUAUCAUUACUCUGGCAAAAGAGCGAAGAGAACCUUGGUGCCGCUUACUCAAGCAGAGGAACCCUAAUGUGACUUUUGAUUUUGAUCACUGGGAAGACUGUGAAGAGGACAGCCACUUCUCCAAGGUUGUAAGUUCUAAAACCCUGCCCUACAAAGUGACGGAGAUGGGUGAAAGCAGUCCCUCGACUUCAGAGGAGGAGGAAAGCGAGAGUGACUGAGAACGCGCCGUCCGUCCCGAGCAGCCGGAAGACGUCGAACAGAAACGGACGUUGCCACAUAACAGGGAGUGAGCGAACAAUGACAGCCAGACCUUUUCACCUGGUGCCAGGACUGGUGAUGGUGAGAAAGUCUUAGUGGGCUUUAAAGCGAGCUGGUAAGAAGACGACUGUGGAAGGA
Messenger RNA from Microcebus murinus (gray mouse lemur), 4440 nucleotides. NCBI's taxonomy places the organism in Eukaryota, Metazoa, Chordata, Mammalia, Primates, Cheirogaleidae. The record is from RefSeq and is a predicted model, not a curated record.